Zymoseptoria tritici IPO323 is the source of this 1898-nucleotide messenger RNA. It is a transcript of the gene MgSPR7, whose product is annotated as subtilase. Lineage: Eukaryota; Fungi; Ascomycota; Dothideomycetes; Mycosphaerellales; Mycosphaerellaceae. The transcript is spliced from 3 exons. Gene Ontology annotation, biological process: proteolysis. Gene Ontology annotation, molecular function: serine-type endopeptidase activity. The record is from RefSeq and is a predicted model, not a curated record. The coding region runs from base 94 to 1617 and encodes 507 amino acids.
CAUCAACUCAACCUCUGCAUCUCCAACUCUCCAUCAGUCUCGCCAUCGCAUCGUCCUCUACUCGCUACAGCUUCACCUUCAAUCCUCGCCAUCAUGAAGUCGUUUCUCGGCUUGACGCUGCCGCUGCUGGCGGCGGCAUCGCCUGUCAUGGUCGAAUCCAUCCACAACGACGCAGCGCCCGUCGUCUCCGCCUCCAACGCAAAGGAGAUCCCCGACAGCUACAUGAUCAAGUUCAAGAGCCAUGUCAACACCAACCUGGCCGCUCAGCACCACGACUGGGUUCAGGACCUCCACCUGUCAACUCAGAAGAUGAAGAUGGACCUCAAGAAGCGUUCGCAGACACCCAUGGUCGACGACAUCUUCCACGGCUUGAAGCACACAUACAACAUUGCGGGCUCGCUCAUGGGAUACUCCGGUCACUUUGACGAGGAUACCAUUGAGCAGAUCCGCCGACACCCAGAUGUCGAGCUUAUCGAGAAGGAUCAAGAGGUCCACACCCUCGGCCACGAUGAUUACGAGACGGAGAAGAACGCCCCGUGGGGUCUAGCUCGCAUCUCGCACCGAGACAGCUUAUCAUUCGGUACCUUCAACAAGUACCUCUACACCGCCGAUGGUGGUGAGGGAGUUGAUGUCUAUGUCAUCGACACUGGCACCAACGUUGACCACGUCGACUUCGAGGGCCGCGCCAAGUGGGGCAAGACCAUUCCUCAAGGUGACGAGGACGAGGAUGGCAACGGACACGGCACUCACUGCUCCGGCACAGUCGCUGGCAAGAAGUACGGUGUGGCCAAGAAGGCUCACGUCAAGGCCGUCAAGGUCCUGCGCUCCAACGGUUCGGGCUCCAUGUCUGAUGUCGUCAAGGGUGUCGAGUACGCCGCCACUUCCCACUCUGAGCAGGUCUCCGUUGCGAAGAAGGGCAAGAGAAAGGGCUUCAAGGGCUCUGCUGCCAACAUGUCUCUUGGUGGUGGCAAGUCCGCUCUCCUUGACCAGGCCGUCAACGCUGCGGUCGACGCCGGUAUCCACUUUGCCGUCGCUGCUGGCAAUGACAACGCUGACUCCUGCAACUACUCUCCCGCCGCCGCCGAGAACGCCGUGACCGUUGGUGCCAGCACCCUCGCCGACGAGCGUGCCUACUUCUCCAACUUCGGCACUUGCAACGACAUCUUCGCUCCCGGUCUCAACAUCCAGUCCACCUGGAUCGGCAGCAAGUACGCCGUCAACACAAUCUCCGGUACUUCCAUGGCUUCGCCUCACAUCGCUGGUCUCCUCGCCUACCUGCUCUCCCUCCAGCCUUCCAAGGACUCCGCCUACGCCGUGGCCGAAAUCAGCCCUAAGAAGCUCAAGAAGCACCUCAUCUCCUUCGCCACCGAGGGUGUCCUCAGCGAUGUCCCAAGCAACACCAAGAACAUUCUUGCAUGGAACGGUGGUGGUGAGGGCAACUUCUCCGCCAUCGUGGAGAAGGGUGGAUACAAGGGCAAGAAUGAGUCUCCUGCACCAGUUGACCUCAAGGAGGACCUCAAGGAGAAGGCCGGCGACUUCGCUGAUAAGAUUGCUGAGCUCGAGAAGAAGCUUGAGAAAGACGUUCAGGACUUCAUUGGUCAGCUCAAGUCCGAGUAGACAAUCUGCUGAGCUCGAGAUUGGACGGGCAAUACGCCAUCUCCGGCCGGUCAUGAGUCGAUGAACGGCUCUGUCUGAAGCAUGAAGAGGAUUGCAUACUCUGAAGGAUUGAUGAGGAUUGCAUAGACGCAUGAUAGGGAAUCUCAUGUUUACUGGAAGCAAACUGGAUUGCAAGGACUCGGCAGGAGGAAUUAUAGCAUGGCGCCUCUCGACAGCGAGUAGGUGGCUGAAUGUCAUGAAUUGAAAUUGGAAUAACAGAACUUUAUCGAGCAACGUCUUGC